Messenger RNA from Mesitornis unicolor (brown roatelo), 1629 nucleotides. RefSeq names its product rho guanine nucleotide exchange factor 26-like. The transcript has 9 exons. The annotation marks the transcript as partial. NCBI's taxonomy places the organism in Eukaryota, Metazoa, Chordata, Aves, Mesitornithiformes, Mesitornithidae. Gene Ontology annotation, biological process: activation of GTPase activity. Gene Ontology annotation, molecular function: guanyl-nucleotide exchange factor activity. The record is from RefSeq and is a predicted model, not a curated record.
AUGGGAUCGGUGUCCAACGGGAAGGUAGGGCCUCCGGCCUGCCAGGCGGUCUCCCCCGAGCUGUCACCUGAGCGACCCUCUCAGGUGCUGGCUCUGGUUUCGAACAGUUCCCUCGGUUUUGCUGCCAAUGGCAUUACCUCGCCGGGAAGCCCACGGGGUCAUCCCCUGAGGAUUUGUGGUCCGUCGGCGCUUGCACCGCAGCAGGAGCAGAUCGUUUUUACAACUAGCCCUCAGCCCUUGCCUUCCCCCAGCAGCAGCAACGCGGCUCCGCUGCCCUUGCAAUGCAGCCGGGUUUCCAAAAUACCAGAAAAAGUGCUGGUGGGGCCUGCCAUGCUUUCCCUAGAGCCCGACGUACUCCCUCAGCGGCCAGCGUCCCCUCAGGACCAGCCCGUGGUCCUGAGCACCAACAGCCCCGCCGCUCUCAAGGUGGGCACACAGCAGAUCAUCCCCAAAAGCCUGGCUUCCGAAAUAAAGGUGACGAGCAAAGGUAGCAGCCAGAACGCGGAGACGAGCAAAAGGGUGCUGAAGGUGCGCAGCAUGAUGGAGAACCUCAGCGUGCCCUUGGUAUCCGAUGGCGGGGAAGAGGCCGAGGGCGACCUGGACAGCCCGGGGACCCUGAGGCGAGGCCUGAGGUCGACAUCCUACCGCAGGGCAGUGGUGAGCGGCAUGGACUUCGACAGCUCUUCUGAUUUCAAGAAGAAAAACAGAAUGUCCCAGCCCAUCCUUAAAGCAGUUGUUGAAGAUAAAGAGAAAUGUUCAAGCCUGGGGAGGAUAAAGAAGAAAAUGCUGAAAGGACAAGGGACGUUCGAUGGGGAAGAAAAUGCUGUAUUAUAUCAGAACUAUAAGGAAAAAGCUCUGGACAUAGAUUCUGAUGAAGAGCCUGAGCUCCGAGAGCAGAAAUCGGAUGAAAAGGUGGUUUUUUGCUAUAAGCCCCUGAGAUCAACGUGGAGUCAGCUGUCUGUUGUAAAGAAGAAUGGAUUAUCAGAAACGAUCAGCCAGGAAGAAAGAAAAAGACAGGAGGCGAUAUUUGAAGUUAUAUCUUCUGAGCAUUCUUAUUUGCUGAGCUUGGAGAUUCUGAUCCGAAUGUUUAAAAAUUCCAGGGAACUGAGCCUCACAAUGACCAAAACAGAGAGCCACCACCUCUUCUCCAAUAUCACAGAUGUUUACGAAGCAAGCAGAAAGUUCUUUAAAGAACUUGAGGCAAGACAUCAGAACAACAUCUUUAUUGAUGAUAUUAGUGAUAUAGUUGAAAAGCAUACUACUUCAACGUUUGAUCCCUAUGUCAAGUACUGCACCAAUGAAGUCUAUCAGCAGCGGACACUGCAGAAAUUACUAGCCACAAAUCCAGCGUUUAAGGAGGUGUUAUUGCGGAUUGAGUCCCAUGAAGACUGCAGGAAUUUACCAAUGAUCUCUUUCCUCAUUCUUCCCAUGCAGAGAGUUACUCGCCUUCCCUUGCUCAUGGAUACUGUUUGUCAGAAAACUCCUAAGGAUUCACCAAAAUAUGAGGACUGCAAGCGAGCUCUGAAAGAAGUGAGCAAGUUGGUGCGCUUAUGCAAUGAAGGUGCUCGGAAAAUGGAGAGGACAGAAAUGAUGUACACCAUUAACUCCCAGCUGGAAUUUAAAAUCAAG